Molecule: messenger RNA, 2503 nt
Organism: Castor canadensis (American beaver)
Lineage: Eukaryota; Metazoa; Chordata; Mammalia; Rodentia; Castoridae
Gene: Galm
Product: galactose mutarotase
Biological process (GO): glucose metabolic process; beta-D-galactose catabolic process via UDP-galactose, Leloir pathway
Molecular function (GO): carbohydrate binding; aldose 1-epimerase activity
Source: RefSeq, a predicted model, not a curated record
UUGUCACCUCGGUCAAAGGAAAGAUUUUGAAAGGAUCCGGAGGACGUUUUUUGCCGAGUGGUCACUCCCUAAAGCCAGGCCAGGAAGGGGAGGACACUGAGUCGAGCCCCGCCCCUCCUCCAGGGAACUCGUGGCGCUCCUAGCUUGGCCGCUGGAAUUUAAAGAUCCUGCAGCUGCACGCCUCAAACGUUCCCCAUGGUUUCGGUGACCAGAACCGUGUUUGGAGAGCUGCCCUCGGGGGGAGGGACAGUGGAGAAGUUCCAGCUGCAGUCAGACCUGCUAAGAGUGGAUAUCAUCUCGUGGGGCUGCACCAUCACAGCCCUGGAGGUCAAAGACAGGCAGGGGAGAGCCUCAGACGUGGUGCUGGGCUUCGCCGAGUUGGAAGGGUACCUCCAAAAGCAGCCCUACUUUGGAGCAGUGGUUGGGAGGGUGGCCAAUCGAAUCGCCAAAGGAACCUUCACGUUGGAUGGGAAGGAGUAUCACCUGCCUGUUAACAGAGCGCCCAACAGUCUGCAUGGGGGGUUCAGAGGGUUUGAUAAGGUCCUCUGGACCCCUCAGGUGCUAUCAAAUGGCGUCCAGUUCUCCCGCGUCAGUCCAGAUGGUGAGGAAGGCUACCCUGGGGAGUUAAAAGUCUGGGUGACAUACACCCUGGAUGGUGGAGAGCUUGUCAUCAACUACAGAGCUCAGGCCAGUCAGACCACACCAGUCAAUCUGACCAACCAUUCUUAUUUCAACCUGGCAGGCCAGGGCUCUCCAAAUAUAUAUGACCAUGAAGUCACCAUAGAAGCUGAUGCUUUUUUGCCUGUGGAUGAAACCCUAAUUCCUACAGGAGUUGUUGCUCCAGUGCAAGGAACCGCAUUCGACCUGAGAAAACCAGUGGAGCUGGGACAACACCUGCAGGAGUUCCACCUCCAUGGCUUUGACCACAAUUUCUGUCUGAAGGGGUCCAAAGAAAAGCGUUUUUGUGCAAGGGUGCAUCAUGCUGGAAGCGGGCGGGUACUUGAAGUGUACACCCAGCCUGGCGUUCAGUUUUACACGGGUAACUUCCUGGAUGGCACACUGAAGGGCAAGAGCGGAGCCGUCUAUGCCAAGCACUCAGGUUUCUGCCUAGAGACCCAGAACUGGCCUGAUGCAGUCAACCAGCCCCAUUUCCCUCCUGUGCUGCUGAGGCCUGGGGAGGAAUAUGACCACACCACCUGGUUCAAGUUCUCUGUGGCUUAAGAAGAGUGAAGAUACAACCUGGUCUAGGGCCAGGCUGGCAUCUUCUCGCAGCCUGCCUCUUUUCCAGAGUGGGGGAAGAUUUGAUUUGAAAGUGAUCCUGUGCAUUCAGUCAUGCAGAUGGUAGCUAUUGUGAUAAUCAGCCUGAAUACUGAUUUUCUUUCCCAAUGACCAGCAGUAGUGUCUGUGCAGUUCAGAAGCAAGUGAGUCAACCCCCAGUAUCAUGGUGCUUGGGGCUCUGGUAUUGCAGGCACCAUCUUUCCUCGCUACCCUGCUCUUUUCUACUUCUCCCCCUUUCUUUCUUUGAUGCUGCUCUGCUUUUCUGUCUCCUCCUCCUAUACCUCAAACCACCCACCAGCAGCCAGGAUCUGAAUUCAUGUUAUGUACAUUCAAGUGCCCUUCUUUGCCUCUACCUCAGUUCUGCAGUGCAAUUCUGAGGGUCACCAAAGGGCAGAAAGGGAUGAGGCCCCUGCUCCAACUAUUAGAGCUGGUCUUUCUUUACAGAUUGACUUUUGUAAGCAUUAGGAUGAGUUGAGUUGUCUUCUGAGCCACAGAGGUAAUAUGACUUAAAAGUCCUGGGAAUGUAGAUUUCCUGCCUUCAGUAUUAGCUGAGAAAGCCCAGACUAACCAAGGUAUGGGAAGAAAAGCGGGUAUUAGAGACAGGAGCUCAGUGAGGAGAUCAUCUCACCUGUCCAGGCACAGGGAGGGUGCUUCACAUAGGGGCAGAUAUUAUGAGGCUGGAAGCUACUUUUCCUGGACAAAUCAUAAAUGACAGCUUAGGCUGGUGAUUUUAUACUAUCAUCUAGUACAAUCGAAAUAAAAUCAAUGUCUGCAUCUUCAGAAGACUUCAGUUUCUUUAUGUAUAUGUUCUGGAUUCUGUGGGAGUGUUUUGGUUGGCUGGCUGUUUUUUUUGUUUUUGUUUUUCUGCAUUGGUACUGGGGUUUUGACUCUGGGCCUCCUACUUGCCAGGCAGGCACUCUGCUUCCUGAGCCAUGAGAGAGAUAAUAAUGGCAUUGAUAGAUGGGGAAUUUCUACCUGAUCACCACUGGUAGAAACCUGAGUUAAUGCAACUUUGUUGGAGGCAAGUUUGAUAGAAUAUUGACAAACUUGUGGAAUCCAUCAAUUCCCUACCUAGAAAUCCGCCGUAUAGAAAUACUAGCAUAAUGCGUAAAGACCAGGGUUUCCAUUAAAACCUAAUCAUUAAUGAAAAAAUUUAAAACUACCUCAUAACAUUAAUAGGAAUGGGUACAUUAUAAUUCAUACAGCAGGAUACUAUGUGGUCAUU